GUUCGGCUUAGUUCGGUUCAAUUCGGCACUGCUCUUCUUAACAGCACAUAGCGAAUGGAUCGGUAUAAGAUAGUAACAGAAAAGUGCAGGUUGGCGUUUCUCAUAAGUCUCAAAUCAAAUUAUCCAUUUUAGUUAAAAGUUUCUUCAAUCGAUGCUAUUUUAAUGCCUUAAAAUAUGAUACAUCUUAUGAAAUUUAUUUUGUGCUUUUAUGUCGUUUUAUGCGCAUUAAGCACUAAAGCCGAUGACAAUCAAGUUCCAUUAACCAAACUUGGCACGAAAUCAGGAUCGACGUUAAAAUUCUUUUAUUGCUACUCUUGUGGAUACAGGAAAGCAUAUGAAGACUAUGUUGGUAUUCUUCGACAAAAAUAUCCAGAAUUACAAAUUGAUGGAGAGAAUUACAAUCCCUCUGCAAAUAUUAUGCUUAUCGUUAAAUUACUAAGUUUAGUUAAAAUUCUACUAAUAGUUCUAGUAGUAAGUGGAUUUGAUUUUGGACGACCACUGCCGUCUUUUUGGCAAUGGUGUAUGGACAAUCGGUUUUAUUCUUGUACAACAAUAUUUUUUGUUUUUAAUAUGGUAGAAGGACAACUCAUAUCGUCAGGAGCUUUUGAAAUACAUUUCAAUGAUGUUCCUGUGUGGUCAAAGCUGGAAACUGGUAGAAUACCACAGCCAUUUGAACUUUUCCAAAUAAUAGAUACUCACUUAAAUAUGCAAUAUGCGGAUAUGGAUAUAGGAUAGAUUAAUGUUAUCGAAAAAUUCAGUUGCAUUUUUAUUUGUACCAAAUGUUAAUUACUAUGAUUAUUAAGCAUACGUCUCUGCAACUCUUCGAUAAUUAAGAAAAAUACUGUCAUUUUUAUUUCUUGUAUAUGCGUUUCAUUAAGAAUAAUGCUAUAGGUGUCUAAA
Messenger RNA from Megalopta genalis, 900 nucleotides. It is a transcript of the gene SelT, whose product is annotated as selenoprotein T. Gene Ontology annotation, cellular component: endoplasmic reticulum membrane. The record is from RefSeq and is a predicted model, not a curated record. Gene Ontology annotation, biological process: cell redox homeostasis. NCBI's taxonomy places the organism in Eukaryota, Metazoa, Arthropoda, Insecta, Hymenoptera, Halictidae. Gene Ontology annotation, molecular function: thioredoxin-disulfide reductase (NADPH) activity.